Molecule: messenger RNA, 1038 nt
Organism: Malassezia sympodialis ATCC 42132
Lineage: Eukaryota; Fungi; Basidiomycota; Malasseziomycetes; Malasseziales; Malasseziaceae
Exons: 5
Coding region: 1-1038 (345 amino acids)
Biological process (GO): D-amino acid catabolic process
Cellular component (GO): cytoplasm
Molecular function (GO): FAD binding; D-amino-acid oxidase activity
Source: RefSeq, a predicted model, not a curated record
AUGACGAGCAAGGAGGCCGUCGUGCUCGGCGCUGGAGUGUUGGGACUCACGAGUGCACUGGAGUUGCGCAAGAAAGGCUACACGGUCACGGUCCUAGCGCGGGACCUCCCCAGCGACCUAACGUCACAGAGCUUUGCCUCGCCCUGGGCUGGCGCGAACUGGUGCUCGUUCGCCGGAACAAAGGAAGCGGAGCGCCGCCGCGAUGCGCACACGUACAAGGCCUUUACAGAGCUGGAGAAGCAGCUGCCUAAGGACCUGCUCGCUUUCAUGCCGUUUUCCUGUUAUCAUGAUAUCGAGAACGACACCGACUGCUUUUGGUUCGGUGACGUCUGUGCCGGCGCGCCAUACCGCUAUGAUUUUCGCUCGCUCACCCUUGAUGCGCCAAAGUACUUGCAGUGGCUGGCGACACAGCUGCAGGACGCCUCCCUGCCGGGUCCGCCCGGCACUAUUGCGCGUAUCUCGUCUGUCUAUACGCUCCAAAGUGCCGCCGCAUUGGUACCCAAGGCGUCUGUGCUCGUCAAUGCCACUGGUCUGGGAAGUCAGGACGUGCGCGAGGCCCACGAGUCAGGUGCCUAUCCAAUCCGCGGCCAGACGGUCCUGGUGCGCGCGCCAAAGUUCCGCGAGGCGGAAUUCGCGCACUGCUACUCCAAGAUCAGCAGUCAGGGCGCAUCGUACGUCAUUCCCCGCGCGCGCAGCGGGCUGGUUAUCCUGGGCGGCACAUUCGACGUGCGCAACACAUCUGUGCUCCAGCCCGACCCUGCUGUGACAGAGCGCAUUAUAAAAAAUGCCAUCGACCUUGCGCCUGCGCUCUUGCCUGAUGGAGUCGAUCCAAAGGCCUCUGAUGCAUGGACGAAGGUGGACGUGGUCACUGUGAAUAUUGGCGUACGGCCCGCACGCGAAGGCGGUGCACGCGUUGAGCUGGAUCCUCACGCGCUGCAGCUAGCCGGGCGACGAGCCAGCCACGGUAUUGCGGCCGAGGUGGGCGAGCUCGUCGAGCAGUGGGAGCGCACGGGCACAGCAACUACGGCCAAGCUGUGA